Molecule: messenger RNA, 2541 nt
Organism: Cryphonectria parasitica EP155
Lineage: Eukaryota; Fungi; Ascomycota; Sordariomycetes; Diaporthales; Cryphonectriaceae
Exons: 4
Coding region: 1-2541 (846 amino acids)
Biological process (GO): intracellular potassium ion homeostasis; potassium ion import across plasma membrane
Cellular component (GO): plasma membrane
Molecular function (GO): high-affinity potassium ion transmembrane transporter activity
Source: RefSeq, a predicted model, not a curated record
AUGGUGUCACCAGUCUACAGCAUCUUUUGGGACCAAAUCAAGUCUCUAAAACCCUCUUUUGUUUCCAAGCAGCCUCACUUCAACUUCAUCACAAUCCACUACUUCUGGGUGAUAGGCCUGACCAUAUUGGCCUCGAUUUUAUUGUAUGCCUCGGGCUCAGGAGAGCUGGCCUACAUAAAUGCGCUCUUCUUCGCCGCCGGGGCCAACACUCAGGCCGGGCUGAACCCGGUCGAUGUGAACAAGCUCAACACGUUCCAGCAGGUUGUCAUCAUAAUCUGCGCCAUGGUCUCGAACCCCAUGGCAAUCAAUUCGUUUGUGGUGUUCCUACGUUUGUUCUGGUUUGAAAAGAAGUUCCAGGAUCUCGUCCGCGAGGCACGGACACGCCGGGCUACCAUGACAAAGUCAAAGUCCAAGGCCAAGACGACCACCGAGCGGCCCAUGGGCGGCGUCAACAUGAGUGACAUCAGAGUCAUGCACAAUGGCGCCAGGCAGCGAAUAACCAACGAUGGGUUUGUUCUCGACGAGCCGAACGGAACGACGGUGAGCGGCGCCAGCUCCGGUCCUAGCCCUGGGGAUAGCGGCGACGACCAGAACACGGCAGAUGAGAACACGGCAGAGGAGAAGACGCCCGGCAUCACGUUUGCCGGUACCGUCAAGAGGAGUGAUGGCGUGGAGAACUCCAUGUUGAAGGUGCCGGGAAGAAGCGACGAGGAGCAUAUUGCCAUUCUCCAGCGCCAACGGAAUACCGACAACGACGAGGUUCUCCGCAUCCCCGGGCCAAGGGAUGUCGAACUGGGCGAGCGGCCGAGGAGGGUGGAGGACGGCGCGGCCGAGGAGGACCCAGAGCCGUUGUUCACGCCUGGGUACGGUCUCAACGACGGCGAGGCACAGACACCAGCGCGUCCUAAGGGCAUCACCAUCCAGGAGCCAGCGAAGAAGCCGAGCCGAAGAGAGGAGUUCAACGACGAUGCGAUCGCAUUCCUGAACGUGUUCACGCCUUUCAAGAUCAGAAGGCCCCGAUUCAUGAAUAAUGGUGGCGACAAACUUCAUCACCAGAGCACCGGCGGAUCGAUUGCCCGCGUACGCCGAAAUACUGUUUCCACAAUACGAGAUGCCCUCAGCAGGGACAAGUACGACCUCGCCCCCUACCUAAGCUGGCAGCCCACGCUGGGACGAAACUCGGCCUUUGUGGGCGAGCUGACAGACGAACAGAGGGAGGAGCUUGGCGGCAUCGAGUACAGGUCCCUCAAGACGCUAGCUCUGAUCCUGACGUUAUAUUUCUGGGGAUUCUUCGCGUUGGCUAUCGUCAUGCUGACCCCAUGGAUCUUCCAUACUUCCUAUGGCUUGAUCGUUGACGCUGAUGGACAGAGCCGGGCUUGGUGGGGCAUCUUCACGGGCACUUCGGCUUUCACCGAUCUGGGCUUCACUCUGACACCGGACAGCAUGAAUUCGUUCAACACGGCUGUCUAUCCACUGCUCAUCAUGAGCUUUUUCAUCGUUAUUGGCAACACAGGAUUUCCGGUGAUGCUCCGCUUCAUCAUUUGGCUUUCCAGCUUGUGUACCACAAGAGGUUCUGGCCUGUGGGAGGAGCUUCGGUUCCUGCUGGACCAUCCUCGUCGCUGCUUCACGCUGCUGUUCCCCUCGGCAGCUACGUGGUGGCUCUUCUGGCUGCUCGUCAUUCUCAAUGGUAUCGACCUGCUCUUCUUUGUUAUUCUUGAUCUUGGGAGCGGCGUGGUCGCAGAUCUAUCCCCUGGUAUCAAAGUUCUCGAUGGCGCGUUUCAGGCUUUCUCGACGAGAACCGCCGGGUUCUCCUGUGUCAACCUGGCAGAGCUUCACCCCGGCGUGCAGACAUCCUACCUCAUCAUGAUGUACAUCUCCAUCUUCCCCAUCGCCAUCUCCGUCCGCCGCACGAACGUCUACGAGGAGAAAUCUCUUGGCAUUUACCACGGAAGCGGUCAUGAGGAUCACGAUGAGGCCGAGCCGGCAGGAUCCCUUAGCUACGUGGGCGCCCACUUGCGGCGCCAGCUGUCCUUUGACCUUUGCCUCGGCUACACCGGCAUCGAUGCCAGCCUGUCGUCCCAGUUCACCACCGUCGGCAAGCUGGUCAUCAUUGCGAUGCAAAUUCGUGGUCGCCACCGUGGCCUGCCUUAUGGUCUUGAUCGCGCUGUACUGCUGCCGUCCGAGUCCCGCUACCUGAAGGAGGCCGAGGAGCCGGUGCUGCCCAAGACGAGGACGCUACCGCGGCGCAACUCGGCCGUCUCGGUCGGGACGGAUGCGAGAAGCUUGAGCCGCAGGCGCAGCAGGAGCGCCGGCGGAGAGAACCGCGUCGACCGUGUCAACAGCAACCUUCUCACGUCGUUACUGCACCCCGGUCCUGCGUUGCCCCAGUCACCGAGGAGGCCCAUGAGUGGUCAUGCCACAGGGGACGAGGGCCAUGAUGACCCCGGCUUUGAGAAUUUCCGGAGUAUCCCGAGGAGGUCAGACACGUACUCGCUCUCGAGAAGGUCCGAGUAUAAUACAAGAGGGAGGGAAGAGGUCUAG